AUGGUUGGUUUAAACUUUGUUAAUCAGACUGAAAGUUGUGAUUGCAUGAGAAUUUAUGAUAAAAAUGUAUUUUGUUUUUCUGAAUGGAUUUCACAUGUUAAAAUUUUAAAUAAAGAUGUUCAAAUGGUUUAUGGAACUAAUGAAGCUGCUCAGGAAGAAGAUAGUGUUAAAUAUACAGUUCAACAUUUGGAAAUACUAAAAAAACCUGAAAAUAUCAAAAAUGAGUCAUUGUCAAAUUUAAUUACAACUCCUUCAAAUACAGCUAUGUCUGGUGCACUUAAUUCUGAUAAUACCUUAACAAUUAGACUUUGUGGUGGUUUAACUUUUAAUGAAGAUAGUGAAAAUUCAAUUAAAAAAAUUAAAAACUAUCAAAAAGUAAUUAAUUGUUCAUAA
Messenger RNA from Strongyloides ratti, 393 nucleotides. Its product is annotated as Proteinase inhibitor I35, tissue inhibitor of metalloproteinase family and Tissue inhibitor of metalloproteinases-like, OB-fold domain-containing protein. Lineage: Eukaryota; Metazoa; Nematoda; Chromadorea; Rhabditida; Strongyloididae. Gene Ontology annotation, molecular function: metalloendopeptidase inhibitor activity. The coding region runs from base 1 to 393 and encodes 130 amino acids. The transcript has 3 exons. The record is from RefSeq and is a predicted model, not a curated record.